CCUUCUUUCCGUGUUGACAUGUAUUCCAUUAACGUAAGAGCGAUUUAAUAAACACUUUACAGUGACUAUGGGUUGACAGAUUUGCCCAAAUCACUCAGUAACAAAACGUUAAUUUCACGACUGUGUUUGCGUGGACGCUAACGUCAAUAUAGAUUAACUAAACUAACUGCGUGUCGGAAUUGUGGAUUUUACCUGUAGUUAUAAUCUAACUAAGCGCCAACGUCGUCUGAGCGAGCACAGGAGCGGCCACAAUGAGGAUUUUAAGGUUUCUGAGGAGCAGUGUGUCCAUAGGAAAGGACAUUGAUUAUUACUCCAAGUUUUCACCCUCUCCUCUGUCAAUGAAGCAGUUUCUGGAUUUUGGCUCAGAAAAUGCGUGUGAAAAAACAUCAUUCACCUUCCUGAGACACGAGUUACCUGUGAGGUUGGCAAACAUCAUGAAAGAGAUCAACUUGUUGCCAGACAACUUACUGAUGACUCCAUCGGUGCGGUUGGUCCAAGGCUGGUACAUGCAAAGUCUUCAAGAGAUUCUUGAGUUCAAAGACAAAAAUGCAGAUGAUGAGAAAGUCACAUAUGAUUUCACAGACGCGGUAAUACAGGUCAGAAAUCGGCACAAUGAUGUCAUUCCCACCAUGGCUCAGGGAGUGGUGGAGUACAAGGAGACCUACGGCACAGACCCCGUCGUCAGCCAGAAUGUUCAGUAUUUUCUGGAUCGUUUCUACAUGAGCAGGAUCUCCAUCAGGAUGUUGCUCAACCAGCACACUCUCCUCUUUGGUGGGAAGGUGAAGGUGAACCCAGCUCACCCCAAACAGAUCGGCAGUAUUGAUCCAAACUGUCGUGUCAGCGACAUUAUCAGAGACGCCUAUGCAAAUGCUCGAAACCUCUGUGACCGGUACUACAUGAACUCUCCUGAGCUCAUUCUGGAGGAAUUCAAAGUCAACCCCAUCACUGUGGUCUAUGUUCCCUCUCAUUUAUAUCAUAUGGUCUUUGAACUUUUUAAGAACGCCAUGCGGGCCACCAUGGAGCUGUACGGCGACGCCAUGGAGUAUCCUCCCAUCCACGCGCAGGUCGCUCUGGGAACUGAAGAUCUGACGGUCAAGGUGAGCGAUCUCGGAGGAGGCGUGCCGCUGCGCAAGAUUGACAGGUUGUUUACCUACACGUACUCCACGGCGCCUCGACCCAGCAGCGACAGGGCCCGCGCUGCCCCUCUGGCUGGUUACGGGCAUGGCCUGCCCAUCUCUCGCCUGUACGCCCGCUACUUUCAAGGGGACCUGAAGCUGUUCUCUCUCGAGGGCUACGGAACUGAUGCUGUGAUCUACAUCCGGGCGCUCUCCACAGAGUCCAUUGAGAGGCUCCCCGUGUACAACAAGUCGGCCUGGAAACACUACAAGACGAUCCACGAGGCCGACGACUGGUGCGUCCCCAGCAGAGAGCCGAAGGACAUGACGACGUUUCGCAGUUUCUAGAUCCAGCAGGCCGCGGUUCCGCGGCCGGCUGGUGUUGCGCCAUAUUUUUCAAAGAGGUCAAUAGUUUUGUUAUUAUGAAGAAAGCUGUGUUUCCUUCUCACUCCUACUGGUAACAUUAAAAGGUAACGACUCGGACGAACCAGGACCAGGUCUCUGGAAACCACGUUGAUGUUGAAAGUAAAGCUGAAGUAGCACAGGGGUUUCAGUUGGACACUGUUGCUGAUAUUUGGGUUUUUAAAAGCACUAAUAACGAAACCUUAACAUCAUUAAGGAUGGUUCAUAAAGAACCCGAGCUGACGUAGGCUGCACGGACAAGCAACACCGUAAACAACGUUUCUAAAUUACAACAAAAAUUGUAAUUUCUGAGCUGCAAUUUGUUAUUUUUCGACCAAUAUAAUAACAAAAACAUGUUACAAUUACAAACUAAAGUCAGCUGAUGAGAUCAGUCGAAAUGUAAUUUCUAGAUGCUUUGUAAACAAACUAAAUUCUAUUUAACGCCGUGUCAUCACGGUUUGACUUUGUAUAGUUUGCUCUCCUGGUUUACAGCUUUUAUUGAGCAGAACGUUGAUCUCUAACAGUUACAGUCCGUCUGUUGCAGAGCUCGUUCAGCUCUUGGACACUUGUUUCACGAGUCGCUGCUUGUUUUUAAAUUUGUUGGAAGGUUCUGUCGAUGAGUGAUCGGUUGAAAUGUUAAAAUGUUGGUACAAUUUAUCAGUUGGAUAAUGUAUACAAGCGACAUGUGAUAAAAAUAAAAAAAAUUCUUUACUGACAUUUUGCACCUGCUUUUAUUUGAUGUAUUUCAGGGAAGUGGAUUAUUAUAAUUGAUGCACAAAUUUGAAGGCCGAUUUUAUUGGGUUUGCAACAUAUUAAGUUUUUCUUCCUUGCAAGUUGUAUCAAAUGCAGUACAAGAUAAACAUAUUUGGAUUACUGUGGCUGCAUUAUUCAUUAUUAAGACUUAUCCUGUCAAAUAAGCCCAAUAUGUUCCAUGUGACAAUGAAAGUUAUUCUGUCAGGAUGUUCAGUGACAAAUAAAUAUUUAAAAACAGA
Molecule: messenger RNA, 2509 nt
Organism: Pseudoliparis swirei
Lineage: Eukaryota; Metazoa; Chordata; Actinopteri; Perciformes; Liparidae
Gene: pdk1
Product: pyruvate dehydrogenase kinase, isozyme 1
Exons: 11
Coding region: 252-1463 (403 amino acids)
Biological process (GO): regulation of glucose metabolic process; protein phosphorylation
Cellular component (GO): mitochondrion
Molecular function (GO): pyruvate dehydrogenase (acetyl-transferring) kinase activity
Source: RefSeq, a predicted model, not a curated record